GGCGCGAGGCCCCGCCCCCUCCCGCCCGGCGCGCGGAGCCGCGUGCGGUCGGCGGCGGCCAAUGGGGCGUCAGUCCGCCUGCGCAGAUUCAAACGGCGGCUCGCGGGGGGGAGGCUGCGCGCGAGAUUCGGGCGGCACCGGCCGAGCGCGCCGCGAGCGCCGGCGGCUGAGCCCGAGCGGCGGUGGCGGCGGCCGGUGCGCGGCGGGGGCCGGGCGGGCACAGGGCAGCGCAGCGCAGCGGAGCGGCCCGGAGACGGAGGGAAGGAGGAGCGGCGGGCGCCGCCGGAGCCCGCGGCAGCUCUGACAGCAUCGGAGAGCGAGGCAUAGUAGGGGCGAGAAAGGGGCCGCUGCGCGCCCCGUCCUUGCGGGCAGCGGCCAGGCCGAGCCAUGCCUGACGCGCCGGGGCCGGGCCGGGGCUGAGGGCGGCCGCCGGGGCGCUGCGGGCACCGCGGGGAGCAGCGGGCCCUGGGAGGAUCCCUGCCCGGCUACAGGCAUUCUGAGCCGCCGGUCUGCCCCGCUACGUCUCUGCCCGGCUGUGAGAGAGGGAGCCCGGGCGACUCGGGGGCUCCGUGCUGCGCCCCGCGGCCGUGGCGGCCCCCCCUAUGGUGCGCGCCGAGGAUGGCGGAGAGACGGCGCAGUGAGGAAGACGAUGACUUUCAAUAUAUGGAUCAUGACUAUGAAGUACCACAGCAAAAAGGUUUGAAGAAGAUAUGUAGCAAGGUGAAAUGGACCCGUGAGGAGGAUGAAAGGCUAAAGAAGCUGGUGGAACAAAAUGGUACAGAUGAUUGGGCUUUCAUUGCUAGUCAUCUACAAAAUCGUUCAGAUUUUCAGUGCCAGCAUCGAUGGCAGAAGGUACUAAACCCAGAAUUGAUUAAAGGUCCCUGGACUAAAGAAGAAGAUCAGAGGGUUAUUGAAUUAGUUCAGAAGUAUGGUCCAAAGCGCUGGUCUCUAAUUGCAAAACACCUGAAAGGAAGAAUAGGCAAGCAGUGCAGAGAAAGAUGGCAUAACCAUCUCAAUCCUGAGGUAAAAAAGUCUUCAUGGACAGAAGAAGAGGACAGAAUAAUCUAUGAAGCUCACAAGCGUUUGGGAAACCGAUGGGCUGAAAUAGCAAAGCUUCUUCCUGGAAGGACUGAUAAUUCAAUUAAAAAUCACUGGAAUUCAACAAUGCGAAGAAAGGUGGAACAGGAAGGAUAUUUGCAAAGUGUUAUAAAGUCUGAAAGUGCUAGUUCUGCUGAACUUCAGCCCCAACCUUGUCUGACUAUGGAACACUUGCACACUCAGAAUCAAUUUUAUGUGCCUGUUCAGACACAUAUUCCAGCAUAUCAAUAUGCCUCCCCAGAAGGCAGCUGUCUAGAACAUGCUACAUCUUCUUCUAACAUAGUUCAGCAGCCAUUUAUUGAUGAUGAUCCUGAUAAAGAAAAGAAAAUAAAGGAACUUGAAUUGCUACUUAUGUCAGCAGAGAAUGAAAUCAGAAGAAAACAAAUGUCUUCUCAAGCUGGAAGCUUGUCUUGUUGGUCUGGAAAUUUUAUCAUGGAGGAUUGUAUGCCUAAUACACUAAGUAGCCUUGAGGAACAAACGAGUAAUUUCUACAGCAUGGAUGAGACCCGCAUCACACCUGUUCAGCAGAAUUCACCACCUAAGUAUUUGGGUGUAGAAGCAAAUAGAAUGUUAACACCUCUACAAACCAUUCCAGAAUUUGCAGAGGCACUAGAUCUUAUGGAAAUUGAUCCGGUAGCAUGGAGUGAUACGUGUUUCGAGCUUUCCGAGGCUGUUGUGUCCCCUGUCAAGCCAGCUCCAGUGAAACUAAUGCGGCUUCAACACAGCGAAGGGGCUGCCGAGUGCCAGUAUAAUGUCGGCGUUAUGCUCGAUGGCAAAAACCACAGCAGCACCAGUGGGGACGAGGAAACAGUUUUUUCAUCAACCUCGAACUUAACCAAGUUCAGCAAUCCACCUGCUAUCCUGAGAAAGAAAAAGAGAUUGCGUGUUGGGCAGUCCCCGGUGGCUGAGCUGAACGAUGGCUUGUGUAACGAUGCCGUCAAUGCCGCGCUAAAGCGGACGCCAGUGAAAACACUACCCUUUUCUCCAUCACAGUUUUUCAACACUUGUUCUGGAAAUGAACAAUUUAACUUUGAAAAUCCUGCAUUUACAUCGACUCCAAUCUGUGGGCAGAAAGUUCUUAUUACGACUCCUUUACACAAGGAAAUGACACCACAAGAUCAAAAGGAAAAUGUGGGUUUUAGAAGUCCCACAAUGAGAAGAUCUCUUUUGGGUUCAACACCAAGGACACCAACUCCUUUUAAAAAUGCUUUGGCUGCUCAGGAAAAAAAGUAUGGGCCCCUCAGACUUAUGUCACAACCACUCGCCUUCUCGGAGGAAGACAUUAGGGAAGUUUUGAAAGAGGAAACUGGAACAGAUAUAUUUCCCAAGGAGGAAGAUGACACUUUGUAUAAAAACUGCAAGCAGGAGCACAACUUUUCUAAAAAAGUCAGAAAAUCACUGGUCCUAGAUCCACAGGAGAAAGAGGAGGUUGGGGCCCAGCAUUUGACAGAAGAUAAUAGUUUAGAUGUACAGUCAAAAAAUGCAUAUACCACAUCUUUAUUAAUGACACCAUUGUUGGAAAUACAGGACAACAGAUGUAACCUGACAUCAGAAAAACAGGAUACAAAUCCAGCAAACAAAGCAAAUGCAGUAAUUAAGAAGAAACUGAAUGCAUGUGCUACAAAAAAUGUCAAAAUGGAGAAAACUCUUCAGCCAAGUCGUGACUGGGAGGCAGUUGUUUACGGAAAAACAGAAGACCAGCUUAUCAUGACUGAACAAGCAAGGAGGUAUCUGAGCACAUACACAGCUACCAACAGCAGUUCAAGGUCUCUGAUACUGUGAUGGUCACUGCAGCUGACAACCAUCUCUUUCCAUUGAAACUGAAACAAUGUUGAAGGCGAUUCCCGUGCGAUACUUGGGAAUUAAGUCUUUGAGAGAGUCUGCCAAGGGAAACCUUAAAGCUACCUUAAAGCUUCCUUUCUUCUUUUGACUGACAAAGAACAGACAUGAAGCUCUUGCAUUCUUUACGAAGGGAUACCGCAAACAGUUCUGCAAUGAAUUUUUUAGAUAUUAAAAGAGUAACCCCCUAAAAUAUAAAGAAGGGUAAAAUACAUUGCAGCACUGACAACAUACAGUUUUUAGGUCUAUUUUCAUAUUUAUUCUUUUGACUUGCAUCGCUUUUUUAUCUGUUAUAGCAUUUUCAAUAUAGAGUAGGUUUAUAGGUCGUUACUGGUUUCCAAAUGAGCAACAUACAUGACUGAAUGUGCUUUUGCUUAUGUAGCAUUUUUCUAGUAUAUAAAGAAACACAAUGGAAAGGAGUACAAAGGAAGGAUAGAAAGUUGCACUACUAAUUUUUUUUGGUAUGCUGCAAAACAAUGAAAUUAACUACAGUGUUAAAUAUAUUUAUUUGCAAAUGGUACUAGAAGUAGGCAGAGGGGGGUGAAUUAAGUUUAGUGUAAAGCAUCAGUAUUUUCUUCAUAAAUCUCAAAGUGAGAUGAUUGUUGAAUGUAUUGUACAGUAUGUAGGAACAAGCAAAAUUUUGUAAAUUGGAAAGGAGUCUGUUUUUAUAAUUUAUUUCCAUUUCAAAGCUUAAAUGUAGAUAUUUAUAUGUAUGCAGGUUGUCUAGAGGCCAAUGUUGUUUCCUGUUAAAACAGCUAAAAUGGAAAAAGGACAAGUUUAAAAUAUAUGAAAUAGCAGAAGAAUUACAGUGGUGAAGUGUAAAAAUCUAUACUGUAUGUUACAUCUACAUAAAGAUUGCACUAUAGCCCUAAAAUCAUGUUGGUCUACAACAUAAUUACAAGGUAUUCCUAUAUUAUACAGCAACUGUUCCUGUACCUUGUUUAAAUAUAUUUAGAAAGAAAUGGUGGGGUCUUAUAUGUGACUGAGGAGUACUUUGUCCUGCAUAGGAACUAAAAACUAAUGCAUUUACAAUAUGUAUAUUUUAUUCCUUUUUUUUUUUUUUUUUAAGAAACUUGGCACCUUGGAUCUCAAAACAAUUUAUCUGCACUUAACUUUGACCAUUAUAUACUGACUAAAUGUUUGAAGAGCAAAGAGAACAUUCUUUUAUUUAUGAAAAAUCUUUGUCCUUAUUUAAAGGUAUACAGGUCACAACACUUGCUUUAGUUGCCUAUUUUAGGUAUUUGCACUUAUUUUAUGUCUUUAUUUUUGGUUUUGAAGGAAUGUUUUGGUUUGCUUUUGUUGUAGAGAUUUUUAUGUAGUUAAUUUCGAGCAAGUUAUAAUGGAGUGCUCUCAACAGAAUACUGACAGGUAAAUAGAAUUGUACACUGUAGUUUUAGUUAUUUAUAAUUCAAACACUCUUCCUCUCCACUCCCGGGUGUGCUGCUACAGAUCGUGGCAGAAUCGGCUUGCUGCUAUGAGAGAUGGAAAGAGCGAGCAUCAUAUGCACUGUAUGUAAAAUUACACGAUGUCAGGUUCUCUAGUUAACUUUAUGAGAUCAACCAGUACUAUGCAGGGUGUGGAAAGUGUUCCUAACACUUUAAUAUCAAAGAUGGUAGAGAAGAAUUAAUUAAUGGUGAAAUUUAACAUAUGAUGAGCGGCACAAGGAAGGUAAUGGGUUCUUAAACUUUUUUAAAGCAUCUCAAAGCUUAUACGAUCCUUGUUUUUAUGAGCUUUUUGAUAUUGGCUCUGACAGUAAUAGGCACAAACAUUUUUAGCAGUUUUUAAUUCACAUCAAAAUUUUAAGGGGGGCGGGAAUCCUAUUAUAAGCGAGGGAUCAAUAAAUGCCCAUCAUGCCAGGAUUACUCCUCACCUAGCAAAAUUUAAAGGAGUCAAUUGGAAUUCUUGGCAGUACUAGAUUUAGGUGUGCAUUACCAGAAUGGAUUUAACAGCAACAUGUAAUGCUGGAGACAGCAUUUAGUUCACAAAAAAUGAAAUCAGACAUUAAGACAGAAUGACUAUCUAGAAUCUGGAUGGUAUAUUGAAGUAGAAAUGGUAUCAUCAAAGCUACCUAUACCAAGUUUAAGCAUAGAUUUAUGGUAAGUAGUAAUAAUUUGUGUUGGUAUUGGUUGGAUCGUUUAGUUAACUCCUACUUUGUUGCUUUAGCAGGAAGGUUUUAAUCUUUCAUAUGUCAGGCAUCUUAUUACUUUUUGAAUGUUGUGUGCAUUUGCAUUUCUUUCAGUUUAUAGGUAAAUUGUACAUGCAGCAGCCAAACUUGCAUGAAACCUAAAUACAUACUACACCAUAUUUUUGUUCUGAGGUUUGACAUGACGUGCAACAAAUGCCUUGUUUAUCUUAGUUUUUGUUGUACUACAAACUUCCUUUUAUGUAAGAGAAUCUCACAAUACAGACCGCGUUAAUGUCAGAAAUAAAGCAUCUAUG
Molecule: messenger RNA, 5376 nt
Organism: Motacilla alba alba
Lineage: Eukaryota; Metazoa; Chordata; Aves; Passeriformes; Motacillidae
Gene: MYBL1
Product: MYB proto-oncogene like 1
Exons: 16
Coding region: 619-2880 (753 amino acids)
Biological process (GO): regulation of DNA-templated transcription
Cellular component (GO): nucleus
Molecular function (GO): RNA polymerase II cis-regulatory region sequence-specific DNA binding; DNA-binding transcription factor activity, RNA polymerase II-specific
Source: RefSeq, a predicted model, not a curated record